UUUCCCAUCCCUCGCCAUCCGGCUCCAUCCGCUCCCCUCCCGGCCCCGCCGCCGUGGGAACGUGCCGAGCCCGGCCCGCCUCGGCCCCCUCGGCCCGGCUCGCUCGCCUCCGCCGGCCCCGCCGAGCCCCGGCCGCGGGCGGAGGACAUGGCCGCGCACAGGCCGGUGGAGUGGGUCCAGGCCGUGGUGAGCCGCUUCGACGAGCAGCUUCCAAUAAAAACAGGACAGCAAAACACACAUACCAAAGUCAGUACCGAACACAACAAGGAAUGUCUUAUCAAUAUUUCCAAAUAUAAGUUUUCUUUGGUUAUAAGUGGCCUCACCAAUAUCUUAAAGAACGUUAACAAUAUGAGAAUAUUUGGAGAAGCUGCUGAAAAGAACUUGUAUCUCUCUCAGUUGAUUAUAUUGGAUACACUGGAAAAAUGUCUUGCUGGACAACCUAAGGACACAAUGAGGUUAGAUGAAACAAUGCUGGUCAAGCAGUUGUUGCCAGAAAUCUGCCAUUUUCUUCACACGUGUCGCGAAGGAAACCAACAUGCAGCUGAACUUCGAAAUUCUGCCUCUGGAGUUUUAUUUUCUCUCAGCUGCAAUAACUUCAAUGCAGUUUUUAGUCGUAUUUCUACCAGGUUGCAAGAAUUGACGGUUUGUUCAGAAGAUAAUGUUGAUGUUCAUGAUAUAGAAUUGUUACAGUAUAUCAAUGUAGAUUGUGCAAAAUUAAAACGACUUCUGAAGGAAACAGCAUUUAAAUUUAAAGCCUUAAAGAAGGUUGCACAGUUAGCUGUUAUAAAUAGCCUGGAAAAAGCAUUUUGGAACUGGGUAGAAAAUUAUCCAGAUGAAUUUACAAAGCUAUACCAGAUUCCACAGACUGAUAUGGCUGAGUGUGCUGAAAAACUAUUUGACUUAGUGGAUGGUUUUGCUGAAAGUACCAAACGGAAAGCAGCAGUUUGGCCACUGCAGAUUAUUCUCCUUAUUUUAUGUCCAGAAAUAAUCCAGGAUAUAUCCAGGGAUGUGGUUGAUGAGAACAACAUGAAUAAGAAGUUGUUUCUGGACAGUCUACGAAAAGCCCUUGCUGGCCAUGGAGGAAGCAGGCAGCUGACUGAGAGUGCUGCCAUUGCUUGUGUCAAGUUGUGUAAAGCAAGUACUUACAUCAAUUGGGAAGAUAAUUCUGUCAUUUUUCUGCUUGUUCAGUCCAUGGUGGUUGAUCUUAAGAACCUGCUUUUUAAUCCCAGUAAACCAUUCUCAAGAGGCAGUCAGCCUGCAGAUGUGGAUCUAAUGAUUGAUUGUCUUGUUUCUUGCUUCCGUAUAAGCCCUCACAAUAACCAACACUUUAAGAUCUGCUUGGCUCAGAAUUCUCCUUCUACAUUUCACUAUGUGCUGGUAAAUUCACUCCAUCGAAUCAUCACCAAUUCUGCACUGGAUUGGUGGCCUAAGAUUGAUGCAGUAUAUUGUCACUCAGUUGAACUACGAAGUAUGUUCGGCGAAACACUUAAUAAAGCAGUGCAGGGUUGUGGGACACACCCACCUAUACGGAUGGCACCGAGUCUUACAUUUAAAGAAAAAGUUACAAGCCUUAAAUUUAAAGAAAAACCUACAGACUUGGAGACAAGAAGCUAUAAGUAUCUUCUUUUGUCCAUGGUGAAACUAAUUCAUGCGGAUCCAAAGCUCUUGCUUUGUAAUCCAAGAAAACAAGGGCCUGAAACCCAAGGCAGUACAGCAGAAUUAAUUACAGGGCUCGUCCAACUGGUUCCUCAGUCUCACAUGCCAGAGAUUGCUCAGGAAGCAAUGGAGGCUCUGCUGGUUCUUCAUCAGUUAGAUAGCAUUGAUUUAUGGAAUCCUGAUGCUCCUGUAGAAACCUUUUGGGAAAUCAGCUCACAAAUGCUCUUUUAUAUCUGCAAGAAAUUAACUAGUCAUCAAAUGCUUAGCAGCACAGAAAUUCUCAAAUGGUUACGGGAAAUUUUGAUCUGUCGGAAUAAAUUUCUUCUUAAGAAUAAGCAGGCAGAUAGAAGUUCCUGUCAUUUUCACUUCCUAUAUGGGAUUGGAUGUGAUGUUCCUUCAAGUGGGACGACUACUCAGAUGUCCAUGGAUCAUGAAGAUUUCCUGCGAACCUGUACUCCUGGAGCCUCUCUCCGAAAAGGAAAAGGAAAUUUAUCCAUAGAUAGUGGGGCAGGAUGCAGUGGAACCCCACCAAUAUGUCGACAAGCCCAGACCAAACUAGAAGUGGCCCUCUACAUGUUUCUAUGGAGCCCUGACACUGAAGCUGUUCUGGUUGCCAUGUCCUGUUUUCGCCAUCUCUGCGAGGAAGCAGAUAUUCGGUGUGGGGUGGAUGAAGUGUCAGUGCAUAACUUUUUGCCCAACUAUAACACAUUUAUGGAGUUUGCCUCUGUCAGCAAUAUGAUGUCAACAGGAAGAGCAGCACUUCAGAAAAGAGUGAUGGCACUCUUACGGCGUAUUGAACACCCUACUGCAGGAAAUACCGAGGCUUGGGAAGAUACACAUACAAAAUGGGAACAAGCUACAAAAUUAAUCCUCAAUUAUCCAAAAGCCAAAAUGGAAGAUGGCCAGACUCCUGAAAGCCUUCACAAGACCAUUGUUAAGAGGCGAAUGUCUCAUGUCAGUGGAGGAGGAUCCAUAGAUUUGUCUGACGCUGACUCCUUACAGGAAUGGAUCAACAUGACUGGCUUCCUUUGUGCUCUUGGAGGAGUGUGCUUACAGCAGAGAAGCAAUUCUGGACUGGCAACCUAUAGCCCACCCAUGGGCCCAGUCAGUGAACGAAAAGGUUCAAUGAUUUCAGUAAUGUCUGCAGAAGGAAAUGCAGAUACACCUGUCAGCAAAUUUAUGGAUCGGCUGCUAUCCUUAAUGGUGUGUAACCAUGAGAAAGUGGGCCUUCAGAUACGUACCAAUGUUAAGGAUCUCGUGGGUCUAGAAUUGAGUCCUGCUCUUUAUCCAAUGCUAUUUAACAAAUUGAAGAAUAUCAUCAGCAAGUUUUUUGACUCUCAAGGACAGGUUUUAUUGACUGACACCAAUACUCAAUUUGUAGAACAAACCAUAGCUAUAAUGAAGAACUUAUUAGAUAAUCCUACUGAAGGCAGCUCUGAACAUCUGGGGCAAGCUAGCAUUGAAACAAUGAUGUUAAAUCUGGUCAGAUAUGUUCGUGUGCUUGGGAAUCUGGUCCAUGCAAUUCAGAUAAAAACGAAACUGUGUCAGUUAGUUGAGGUAAUGAUGGCAAGGAGGGAUGACCUUUCAUUUUGUCAAGAGAUGAAAUUUAGGAAUAAGAUGGUAGAAUACUUGACAGACUGGGUUAUGGGAACAUCAAACCAAGCAGCAGAUGAUGAUGUAAAAUGUCUUACAAGAGACUUGGACCAGGCAAGCAUGGAGGCUGUCGUUUCACUCCUGGCUGGUCUCCCAUUACAGCCCGAAGAAGGAGAUGGUGUGGAAUUGAUGGAAGCCAAAUCACAGUUAUUUCUUAAGUAUUUCACAUUGUUUAUGAACCUUUUGAAUGACUGUAGUGAAGUUGAAGAUGAAAGUGUUCAAACAGGUGGCAGGAAACGUGGUAUGUCUCGUCGGCUGGCAUCACUGAGGCACUGUACAGUGCUUGCAAUGUCCAACUUACUCAAUGCCAAUGUGGAUAGUGGCCUCAUGCAUUCUAUAGGUUUAGGUUAUCACAAAGAUCUCCAGACAAGAGCUACAUUUAUGGAAGUUCUGACAAAAAUCCUCCAACAAGGCACAGAAUUUGACACACUUGCAGAAACGGUGUUGGCAGAUCGGUUUGAGAGACUGGUGGAAUUGGUCACGAUGAUGGGUGAUCAGGGAGAACUUCCUAUAGCUAUGGCUCUGGCCAAUGUGGUCCCUUGUUCUCAGUGGGAUGAACUUGCUCGAGUUUUAGUGACUCUGUUUGAUUCUCGGCAUUUACUCUAUCAAUUGCUCUGGAACAUGUUUUCUAAGGAAGUAGAAUUGGCAGACUCCAUGCAGACUCUUUUCCGGGGCAACAGUUUAGCCAGUAAAAUAAUGACCUUCUGUUUCAAGGUGUAUGGUGCUACCUACUUGCAAAAACUUCUAGAUCCUUUAUUACGAGUUGUGAUCACAUCCUCUGAUUGGCAACAUGUUAGCUUUGAAGUGGAUCCUACAAGAUUAGAGCAUUCAGAGAGCCUUGAGGAAAACCAGCGGAACCUCCUUCAAAUGACUGAAAAGUUCUUCCAUGCCAUCAUCAAUUCCUCUUCAGAAUUUCCUCCACAGCUUCGAAGCGUGUGCCACUGUUUAUACCAGGUUGUAAGUCAGCGUUUUCCUCAGAACAGCAUUGGAGCGGUAGGAAGUGCCAUGUUCCUCAGAUUCAUCAAUCCUGCCAUUGUCUCUCCCUAUGAAGCAGGGAUUUUAGAUAAAAAGCCACCACCUAGAAUUGAGAGGGGCUUAAAGUUAAUGUCAAAGAUACUACAGAGUAUUGCCAAUCAUGUUCUCUUCACAAAAGAAGAGUAUAUGCGGCCUUUCAAUGAUUUUGUGAAAAACAACUUUGAUGCAGCGCGAAGGUUUUUCCUUGACAUUGCAUCUGAUUGUCCUACAAGUGAUGCAGUAAAUCAUAGUCUUUCCUUCAUCAGUGAUGGCAAUGUACUUGCUUUACAUCGUCUACUCUGGAAUAAUCAAGAGAAGAUUGGCCAGUAUCUUUCCAGCAAUAGGGAUCAUAAAGCUGUUGGAAGAAGACCUUUUGAUAAAAUGGCAACACUCCUUGCAUACUUGGGUCCUCCAGAGCACAAACCUGUGGCUGAUACACACUGGUCCAGUCUUAAUCUUACCAGUUCAAAGUUUGAGGAGUUUAUGACGAGGCAUCAAGUACAUGAAAAAGAAGAAUUCAAAGCUUUGAAAACAUUAAGUAUAUUUUACCAAGCUGGGACUUCCAAAGCUGGGAAUCCUAUUUUUUACUAUGUUGCUCGGAGGUUUAAAACUGGUCAGAUCAAUGGUGAUUUGCUGAUAUAUCAUGUCUUGCUGACUUUAAAGCCAUAUUAUGCAAAGCCAUAUGAAAUUGUAGUGGACCUUACCCAUACUGGGCCCAGCAAUCGCUUUAAAACAGACUUUCUCUCCAAGUGGUUUGUUGUUUUCCCUGGUUUUGCUUAUGACAAUGUCUCUGCAGUCUAUAUCUAUAACUGUAACUCUUGGGUCAGGGAGUACACUAAGUAUCACGAGCGACUACUGACUGGCCUUAAAGGUAGCAAAAGACUUAUUUUCAUCGAUUGUCCAGGAAAACUGGCUGAGCACAUAGAGCAUGAGCAACAGAAACUCCCUGCUGCCACCUUAGCUUUAGAAGAGGACCUGAAGGUGUUCCACAAUGCUCUAAAGCUAGCUCACAAAGAUACCAAGGUUUCUAUUAAAGUUGGUUCUACAGCUGUUCAAGUUACCUCAGCAGAGCGAACAAAAGUCCUGGGGCAGUCAGUCUUCCUAAAUGAUAUCUACUAUGCUUCAGAGAUUGAAGAGAUUUGCUUAGUGGAUGAGAACCAGUUCACCUUAACCAUUGCAAAUCAGGGCACGCCACUCACCUUCAUGCACCAGGAGUGUGACGCCAUUGUCCAGUCUAUCAUUCACAUCAGGACACGCUGGGAACUGUCACAGCCUGAUUCCAUCCCCCAGCACACCAAGAUUCGACCAAAAGAUGUCCCUGGGACAUUGCUCAACAUCGCGUUACUUAAUUUAGGUAGUUCAGACCCUAGUUUGCGGUCAGCUGCCUAUAAUCUGCUGUGUGCCUUAACUUGUACCUUUAAUUUAAAAAGAGGCCAGUUACUGGAGACAUCAGGUUUAUGUAUCCCUGCCAACAAUACCCUUUUUAUUGUCUCCAUUAGUAAGACACUGGCAGCCAAUGAGCCACACCUCACCUUGGAAUUUUUGGAAGAGUGCAUUUCUGGAUUUAGCAAAUCUAGUAUUGAAUUGAAACAUCUUUGUUUGGAAUACAUGACUCCAUGGCUGUCAAAUCUAGUUCGUUUUUGUAAGCACAAUGAUGAUGCCAAACGACAAAGAGUUACUGCCAUUCUUGAUAAGCUGAUAACAAUGACUAUUAAUGAGAAACAGAUGUACCCUUCAAUUCAAGCAAAAAUAUGGGGGAGCCUUGGGCAGAUUACAGAUCUUCUCGAUGUGGUACUAGACAGUUUCAUCAAAACCAGUGCAACAGGUGGUUUGGGAUCAAUAAAAGCUGAAGUGAUGGCAGAUACUGCUGUAGCUUUGGCUUCUGGAAAUGUAAAAUUGGUUUCAAGCAAGGUAAUCGGAAGAAUGUGCAAAAUAAUCGACAAGACAUGCUUAUCUCCAACUCCUACUUUAGAGCAACAUCUUAUGUGGGACGAUAUUGCUAUUCUAGCACGCUACAUGCUAAUGCUGUCCUUCAACAAUUCCCUUGAUGUGGCAGCUCAUCUCCCCUACCUCUUCCAUGUUGUAACUUUCUUAGUGGCCACUGGGCCACUUUCCCUGAGGAGCCCCACACACGGAUUGGUCAUUAAUAUCAUUCACUCUCUGUGUACAUGUUCACAGCUUCAUUUUAGUGAAGAAACCAAGCAAGUUUUAAGGCUCAGUUUGACAGAGUUUUCAUUACCCAAAUUUUACUUGUUGUUUGGCAUUAGCAAAGUCAAAUCAGCUGCUGUCAUUGCAUUUCGUUCCAGUUACCGAGACAGGUCAUUCUCUCCUGGCUCCUAUGAAAGGGAAACUUUUGCUUUAACAUCCUUGGAAACAGUCACAGAAGCUUUGUUGGAAAUCAUGGAGGCGUGUAUGAGAGAUAUUCCAACAUGCAAAUGGCUAGACCAGUGGACAGAACUAGCUCAAAGAUUUGCAUUCCAAUAUAAUCCAUCCCUGCAACCAAGAGCUCUUGUUGUCUUUGGCUGUAUUAGCAAACGAGUGUCUCAUGGGCAGAUAAAGCAGAUUAUUCGUAUUCUUAGCAAGGCACUGGAGAGUUGCUUAAAAGGACCUGAUACUUACAACAGUCAAGUUCUGAUAGAAGCUACAGUAAUUGCACUAACCAAAUUGCAACCACUUCUUAAUAAGGACUCUCCUUUACACAAAGCCCUCUUUUGGGUAGCUGUGGCUGUGCUGCAGCUGGAUGAGGUCAACUUGUAUUCAGCAGGCACUGCACUUCUUGAACAAAACCUACACACCUUAGAUAGUCUCCGGAUAUUCAAUGAUAAGAGUCCAGAGGAAGUAUUUAUGGCGAUUCGAAAUCCUCUGGAAUGGCACUGCAAGCAAAUGGAUCAUUUUGUUGGACUCAAUUUUAACUCUAAUUUUAACUUUGCACUGGUUGGACACCUCUUAAAAGGAUAUAGACAUCCUUCACCUGCUAUUGUUGCAAGAACUGUCAGAAUUUUGCAUACACUACUAACUCUGGUUAACAAACAUAGAAAUUGUGAUAAAUUUGAAGUGAAUACACAGAGUGUGGCUUAUUUAGCAGCUUUACUCACAGUGUCUGAGGAGGUUCGAAGUCGCUGUAGCCUAAAACAUAGAAAGUCUCUUCUUCUUACUGAUAUUUCAAUGGAAAAUGUUCCUAUGGAUACGUAUCCCAUUCAUCAUGGUGACCCUAGCUAUAGGACACUAAAGGAGACUCAGCCAUGGUCCUCUCCCAAAGGUUCUGAAGGGUACCUUACAACCACCUAUCCAAAUGUGGGCCAGACCAGUCCCCGAGCCAGGAAAUCCAUGAGUUUGGACAUGGGGCAGCCUUCUCAGGCCAACACUAAGAAGUUGCUUGGAACCAGGAAAAGUUUUGAUCACUUGAUAUCAGACACAAAGGCUCCUAAAAGACAAGAAAUGGAAUCAGGAAUCACAACACCACCUAAAAUGAGGAGGGUAGCAGAAACUGAUUAUGAAAUGGAAACUCAAAGGAUUUCCUCAUCACAGCAGCACCCUCAUUUACGUAAAGUUUCAGUGUCUGUAUCAAAUGUUCUUUUGGAUGAAGAAGUACUUACUGAUCCGAAGAUCCAAGCACUUCUUCUGACUGUUCUUGCUACACUGGUAAAAUAUACCACAGAUGAAUUUGAUCAGCGAAUUCUUUAUGAAUACUUAGCAGAAGCCAGUGUUGUUUUCCCCAAAGUUUUUCCAGUUGUGCAUAAUUUGUUGGACUCUAAGAUCAAUACCCUGCUGUCAUUGUGCCAAGAUCCAAAUUUAUUAAACCCUAUUCAUGGAAUUGUGCAAAGUGUGGUAUACCAUGAAGAAUCCCCACCACAGUACCAAACAGCUUACCUGCAAAGUUUUGGUUUUAAUGGCCUAUGGCGGUUUGCAGGACCCUUUUCAAAGCAAACACAAAUCCCAGACUAUGCUGAGCUUAUUGUUAAAUUUCUUGAUGCCUUGAUUGACACGUAUUUGCCUGGAAUUGAUGAAGAAACCAGUGAGGAGUCCCUCCUGACACCCACCUCUCCUUAUCCUCCUGCAGUGCAGAGCCAGCUUAGUAUUACUGCUAACCUUAACCUUUCUAAUUCCAUGACCUCACUUGCAACUUCCCAGCAUUCCCCAGGAAUCGACAAGGAGAAUGUGGAGCUCUCCCCUACCACUGGGCACUGUAACAGUGGACGAACUCGCCAUGGAUCCGCAAGCCAAGUGCAAAAACAACGAAGCGCUGGCAGUUUCAAACGUAAUAGCAUUAAGAAGAUCGUGUGAAGCUUUCUUUCUUUCCUUUUUCAAACAGUCCUAACUGACACGGGCUCUUCACCAGUGACCCUUUCACCACCGUGCUGUGAUGCUGCACUUCAUGUUUUCUAAUGAGCCCAACCAGUCCGCCAUGUUGCCAGAUGAUCAACUCUUGGAAGCAUUGCCUAAAUUUAAUGCUGCUUUUCCUUUAACUUUUUCUCUCCUACUUUUGGUGUAUGACUGGUCUAAGCAAGUGUUCAGACAGCUGCAAAUGAAGUUGGAGGUCCAGGACACUUGAACUGAGAACCUCCCAUUUGUAAGAGAGGAUGAAUUACUGAAUACUGCUAUUACUAGCCAACUAUGAAAGCCAUUUGCACAGAGCUCUGCCUUCUAUGUUUUUCCCCUCCAUCAUACAGAGUAAAGUGUUAGUCUUAUUUACAUACUUUUCAAGAUAGACACUUAUGGAAGAAAUAAUAUUAUAACCCCAGUAUGUUUAAUCUGACUUUUAGCUGUGGACUUUUUUUUACCGUUAACAAAACUGAAGGAGGAAUAUAGAGGUCCAAGCCUCAGUGACUACACACCACAAAGCCACAGGCGAGGUACUUUUGGGGGGUGGAGGGACUUAGUAUUUUGUAGUGGGUUCUUAAAUACUAACACUUGAGUAUUAGCAAUAAUUACAGAAAAAGAAGCAUAACUACAUAUCUUAAUAUCACUGAAUUAAAGCUCUGGUUUCUGAGGCCUUAUCCAAACUCAGUCAUCCAAACGAGUUUACUUUUUCCUCAAGUUGAUUUUUACUCUUUAAACAUGCUAAUUAUUGUGGGGUUUUGUUUUCAUAAGCAAAAACUAUACUGAGUAUAGUAUUAUACAUGUCCCCCUCCUCUGCUUUUUCCCUAGUUAAUUUUGAGCAAAGUAGACAGUGAACAAAGUGUUGAAAAUUAUUCCUACAAGAUAAUUUUCCUAGAUAUUUACAUUAGCUCCAUAGCAAAAUGGAAUGGUACGUGACUUUCAGGCGUAGCCAGCGCUUUCAUUUUGUUUAAUAAUCCCCCCCCAAACUCAGACUCUGUUAUAUAUUAUCAAAAAGUUAUUUGACAAUAUGUAUUUUAAAUGUCUUCACUUUUUCCUUUUCCCCAAAAUCAGGACUCUCUUUAGCAAAACUCUUGAACUCUAGCUGAUAGAAAUAUAUUAAUCACUGUGAGAAGACUGGUCAGCCUUCGUCAGUAUGGGUACAGGGACCUGAAGCGCUGCUGCUGUGCUGGGUGGGUGGGGUGGACUCCCACAGCAUCAGAAUUCCCGUUAUAUGCAGAUUCCAUUUCUUUGUGGUGCCUACAAUAUGCAAAGUAAUUUAAGUGAGCACAUUGUUAUCUGGAUGUUCCAGUUGAGACUAGAACCAUAUUUAUUCCAGAAAGAUAUUAUCCCCUUACUCCCAACUACUCUUUAUGUACUGAGAUGAAACAGCUUUGGGGAGAGGAAGGGACACUGAGGGAAGGGAAAUUUCCUGUAGAGCUAUUUCGUGAGUGGAUGUCAGUAAAUUAAAUUCCACAGCUAAAUCAACAAAUAAUGGUACAUUUACGUGUUCUGAUUUUAAUAAUAUACAUUUCACAUUUAUCUACACAGUAACAAUGUAAUAUGUUAAUGUAAAUAAAAUUGCUUUUGAUAUUCAGAAAUAAGAA
Suncus etruscus (white-toothed pygmy shrew) is the source of this 10247-nucleotide messenger RNA. RefSeq names its product neurofibromin 1 (gene NF1). NCBI's taxonomy places the organism in Eukaryota, Metazoa, Chordata, Mammalia, Eulipotyphla, Soricidae. The record is from RefSeq and is a predicted model, not a curated record. Gene Ontology annotation, biological process: regulation of GTPase activity.